This is a messenger RNA of Erythranthe guttata (spotted monkey flower), 1423 nucleotides long. Its product is annotated as serine/threonine-protein phosphatase PP2A-2 catalytic subunit. Lineage: Eukaryota; Viridiplantae; Streptophyta; Magnoliopsida; Lamiales; Phrymaceae. Gene Ontology annotation, molecular function: protein serine/threonine phosphatase activity. The record is from RefSeq and is a predicted model, not a curated record.
AUGUUGUAUGUAUACAAACCCAAAAAGUUCAUUUGCAUUCCGUUUUGGGUUCAUUUGAGUUUCAUUUCGCAUUCCACCAUUUCUUUCUCUGUUCUUCACGCACACCGCAAUUAAACCUAUGCAUACACACAGAUAUGUAUAGAUCUCUCUCGAUUGUACGUAUAUGUAUCGCUACUUGAAUCGCUACGUAAACAAAAAAAAUCUCAGUAAUUUAUGAAAUUUCCUCUUAAAUUUGCAAAUCGAAGACCAAAAAUUUUUCAGAUCGGAGAUUUAAACAGCUGAAAAGGUGAAGGUGUUUGAUUUUUUUUCUAGAAGUGAAGCAGCGAAAAUGCCGGGGCACGUGGAUCUGGAUAGGCAGAUAGAGCAAUUGAUGGAGUGCAAGCCGCUAUCGGAGGCGGAUGUGAAGAUUUUGUGCGAACAGGCGCGUGCGAUUCUGGUGGAGGAAUGGAAUGUGCAGCCGGUGAAAUGCCCCGUCACUGUGUGCGGCGAUAUCCACGGCCAGUUUUACGAUCUAAUCGAGCUUUUUCGGAUAGGUGGAAAUGCUCCAGAUACGAAUUAUCUCUUCAUGGGAGAUUAUGUCGACCGUGGUUACUACUCAGUGGAGACGGUCUCGCUCUUAGUGGCUCUUAAAGUUCGUCAUAGAGAUAGAAUCACAAUCCUUAGAGGAAAUCACGAAAGCCGACAAAUCACUCAAGUGUAUGGGUUCUAUGAUGAAUGCUUGAGGAAAUACGGCAACGCCAACGUAUGGAAGUAUUUCACUGAUCUUUUUGAUUAUUUGCCCUUGACAGCACUUAUUGAGAGUCAGAUCUUCUGUCUGCACGGGGGUCUUUCUCCUUCACUUGACACCUUGGAUAAUAUUCGAGCUUUAGACCGUAUACAGGAGGUUCCACACGAAGGACCAAUGUGUGAUCUUUUGUGGUCCGACCCGGAUGAUCGAUGCGGGUGGGGCAUAUCGCCCCGUGGAGCUGGGUACACCUUCGGACAGGAUAUAGCUUCUCAGUUCAACCACACAAAUGGCCUCUCUCUAAUCUCGAGAGCUCACCAGCUUGUCAUGGAGGGUUUCAAUUGGUGCCAGGACAAGAAUGUGGUGACGGUUUUUAGUGCACCAAACUAUUGCUACCGAUGUGGGAACAUGGCUGCUAUACUUGAAAUCGGGGAGCACAUGGACCAGAAUUUCCUUCAAUUCGACCCUGCCCCUCGUCAGAUCGAGCCUGACACAACACGGAAGACUCCGGAUUAUUUUUUGUGAUUUUUCUUUCUUUUCUCGAUCUUCUCGUGAAUUUCGGUUAUGUGGCAAAUUAUAUUUGCCGAAGAACUAAUGAAGGUGGGCGUCCGAGUUCUUUUGUAUAUUUCCGAAAAACAGAAAGUGACAAUGAACAGUUUAUAUUGUGUUCUGUAAUUUACAGGGUUUCUUUAUUUAUUA